AUGGCAGAUAGUAUUUCACUUUCGCGCAACACACUAAUGAGGCGAGUAGAAGAAAUUUCAACAGACAUUAUCAGUAAAAUUACAGAGUUUGUCACUAAAUGCAGAUAUUUUUCACUUGCAUUGGACGAAACCUGCGAUUUAACAGGUAUGGCGCAGUUAGCUGUUUUUGUACACUGUAUUGAUGACAAUAUAUUUCAAGAUUUAUUGGACCUCUGUCAACUUGAAACUACUACCACAGGAAAGGAUAUAUUCAUAAGACUCAAAGAUUGCCUUGAGGGUAAGAACCUAAACUGGGAUAAAUGCAAUUCAGUUUGCACUGAUGGAGCACCUGCGAUGAUGGGGAAAACCAAUGGUGCUGUGGCUUUGCUGCAAAAUCACAUCGGUCGACAAUAG
Molecule: messenger RNA, 393 nt
Organism: Parnassius apollo (apollo)
Lineage: Eukaryota; Metazoa; Arthropoda; Insecta; Lepidoptera; Papilionidae
Source: the annotation of a GenBank genome assembly